This is a messenger RNA of Saccoglossus kowalevskii, 470 nucleotides long. Its product is annotated as dynamin-1-like protein. Gene Ontology annotation, molecular function: microtubule binding; GTPase activity; GTP binding. Gene Ontology annotation, cellular component: cytoplasm; membrane; microtubule. Gene Ontology annotation, biological process: intracellular distribution of mitochondria; mitochondrial fission; endocytosis. The record is from RefSeq and is a predicted model, not a curated record. NCBI's taxonomy places the organism in Eukaryota, Metazoa, Hemichordata, Enteropneusta, Harrimaniidae.
AUUCAGUACUGUUCGGUUCGCCAUUUUAGUUGGGUAAGUUGCAGUCGAACCGAGCUUGUCGAACUGGCAUAUCGAUUCCGAAGAAACAGUAAAUUGAAUUACGAGUUCGGCUACAGGCCACCGAAAUGGAGGCGCUGAUACCUGUUAUAAACAAGUUGCAAGACGUGUUUAACACAGUAGGCUCAGACAGUAUACAAUUACCACAGAUCAUCGUGGUCGGCGCUCAGAGUAGUGGAAAGAGUUCAGUGUUGGAGAAUCUUGUUGGAAGAGACUUUCUUCCGAGAGGUAGCGGUAUUGUGACAAGAAGACCUCUUGUUCUGCAGCUAGUACACAUUGAUCCUGAAGACAGGAAAAUAGGAGAGGAAGUCUACAAUUUGUUUGAACAUAAUUUCCUAUUGGAUACAGGUCUUGGUCAAAAUUUUGGGGGAUAUAUAGGAAAAAAUAUGGUUAUGAAGCACUCUGAUGGUUAA